Protopterus annectens (West African lungfish) is the source of this 2236-nucleotide messenger RNA. RefSeq names its product phosphatidylinositol glycan anchor biosynthesis class C (gene PIGC). Lineage: Eukaryota; Metazoa; Chordata; Ceratodontiformes; Protopteridae. The transcript has 3 exons. The coding region runs from base 297 to 1172 and encodes 291 amino acids. Gene Ontology annotation, biological process: GPI anchor biosynthetic process. The record is from RefSeq and is a predicted model, not a curated record. Gene Ontology annotation, cellular component: membrane; glycosylphosphatidylinositol-N-acetylglucosaminyltransferase (GPI-GnT) complex.
GUGAAAGAAAGCAAAGCAGCGUGGACUGGCUAACCCCGCCCCGUGACGUUGGGUGUGACGUAGGCAAGGCCCUUCAGCCGAGGGACUCUAGGCACGACGUAAGCGGCAGUAGUGCUGCCAAUCACUCUUCAACAGACUGUAGCCGGUUUCUCUCAAUCAGAUUGUCUCCUUGGAGACAUGUACCUAAACCCUUGCCACAUGUGGUGCAUUGGAACAAACUCUGCUCGGUGCUGAAAAUUACUGCUGUUGCAGGAAAACAUCUGUCUAUACAAAGAGAUCAAAAUGAAAUAGCCAGCAUGGAAAACUGCAGAAUAAGAUGGAGAAAAGUACUGUAUGAACAUCAGGCCUUUCCAGAUAACUAUGUGGAUCAGAGGUUCCUGGAAGAACUUCAGAAAAACAUAUACGUCCGUCAGUAUGAGUACUGGUCUGUUGUGAGGGAGUCGAGUGUAGUGACCCAGCAGCUGGCCAGUGUCUGUGUCUUCGUUGUCCUCUGGUGGUACAUGGAUCAAGGGGUUCUGUUGCCACAUUGGCUCUUUGGUACUGGCCUCCUCUUUUCUCUGAUUGGUUAUCUCUUAUUUGAUGUCAUUGACACUGGACAGGGAAGGAGACAGAAUGGCCGGACUCGAUGGGCAGACUUGAAGAGUGCCACCCUGUUUUUAACAUUCACCUAUGGUUUUUCCCCACUGCUAAAAACCCUUACCGAAUCCAUCAGCACAGACACCAUCUAUGCCAUGUCUGUAUUUAUGCUUUUAGGGCAUCUGGUAUUUUUUGACUAUGGCGCCAAUGCUGCUGUUGUAUCAAGCACCCUAUCUCUGAAUAUGGCAAUAUUUGCUUCAGUGUGUCUUGCUUCCCGAUUGCCCCGCUCUUUCCAUGCUUUUGUUACUGUGACCUUUGCUAUCCAGAUUUUUGCUUUGUGGCCCAUGUUACAGAAGAAACUGAAAGCCAGUGUACCGUGCUGUUACUUGGGUGUGACUGUUUUAUGUACUGUUUCCGCCCUUCUUGGCCUCCUGACCAUAUCGGGUGUAGCAGCUCUGCUUUUUGCGCUGCUCCUGUUUUCUGUUUCAUUCUUGUGUCCCCUCUACCUAAUCCAGCUGCAGCAUUAUAAAGAUAACAUCCAUGGGCCAUGGGAUGAAGCUGAGAUUAAGGACGACCUUUCUCAGUUUUUAAAAUAGCCUCUCUAAAGAUAACAUCCAUGGGCCGUGGGAUGAAGCCGAAAUUAAGGACGACCUUUCUCAGUUUUUAAAAUAGCCUCUCUAAAGAUAACAUCCAUGGGCCUGGGAUGAAGCCGAAAUUAAGGACGACCUUUCUCAUUUUUUAAAAUAGCCUCUCUAAAGAUAACAUCCAUGGGCCGUGGGAUGAAGCCGAAAUUAAGGACGACCUUCCUCAGUUUUUAAAAUAGCCUCGCUUUGCUUUUGUAUUAACAUACUGUUGUAAUAUAAAGAGUCGGAAUUUUAAAUCUUUUGUUUGGGCCAUCAUAAGACACUUGAUGCAUACUUUAUAUAAUUUGGAGAUAUCUAUCUCAUUUUUAAAGUAUUUGCAGUUAGAUUCCUGUUUACAGGUCAUAAGCAUAAAAGGAACUAUUGAUAUGGCACAUGGAUCUUCUGCCCCCUUGUGUCUUGGACAUGUUGUGCGCCUCUUUGUUGUGACAUUGAACCGUUACUGGCUUCAUGAAGUAGAAGAUCAACUACAGAAUUGCAGCACUGGCAUCACAACUGAAGCAGUGCCCACUUUAGUAGAAGGCCUGCGAGACCAGGAAUGAAGAAUAGAGGCUAAUGGCCAGGUAGAAAUCUGAGGAAUAAUCAUAUUUGCAAAGUUAGAGGAUAUUGCAUGGCUACCAUUAGAGUGAAGCUAGAGUUUUCACUCUGUUAUAUCUUAAAUGUCCUGUAGUGGAGGCCUGUGUGAUAUAUGCAAGUGACCCUUUAAGACCUCUGUCAUCUGCUGUCUGUACCUGAAGAAGACCCAUUGACUGAAGCAAGUGAUGUCAGCCUUGACAUUCCUAUUGGAAAGAAUGAUGAUAGUGGGGAAGCAACCAUUUAUGAAGGGCCAGUGGUCAAAAAAAGUUGAGGGCAGCCUUUUAGUCGAAGGGGCUGGAGCAGACCUCAGUGGAAGUCCAGAGCUUGAAAUGAUUUCCUUAGGGGUUGAUGAGAUUUUCUCAAAACCACAACUUGUGAUUAACAUCUGUAGGGCUUCUGUUUAGUCAUUUGUUGAGUUGUUUAAAUAAAGUAUUAAAUAUGAA